Molecule: messenger RNA, 648 nt
Organism: Adineta ricciae
Lineage: Eukaryota; Metazoa; Rotifera; Eurotatoria; Adinetida; Adinetidae
Source: the annotation of a GenBank genome assembly
AUGGACACUGGUAUCUACCGGAUGAGUUUAGUCGAAAAUCUUCUUGUAUUAGUUGUUAUUGCUCUUUGGUUUCUUGCUAUUGUCAAUCUAUUCCGCAAGUUAGAGCGCAUUUGCAAUCCGCCGUCGAUCUUUAUCAACUAUUCACUCCAUAAUAACUUAAGUUCAAGUCCAUCGAAUGUGAUUCAUGAGUGUUACGUAAACACUCUCAUCGAACCCACAACAUCAUCUUCGAUACAUGUCACUCGUGCAACGUCAGUUCCUGUUAUUGAUGACAUGUCUUCUCGGACGACUGUUCUAGCUGCCACAUCUCCGCCGAAAAAGACAUCGAUAUGCACAGAAAUUUCGAUCGAAGAGGGCGGUGUGAAAAAUGAUUCAUACACGGCGUCGCAGCAACUCGAUACAAUGUCUGUAGAAAUUGCACCAUGUCCGAAAUAUAUACCUCGUAUUGUCAAACAAAGCCUGUUGGACUUACAUCGACGUGCUCUAUUUUCCAACACAUCGUUUCCAACUUCGUCGGCGAGAAGAACAAGCAUGACGGUCGAUCCGCAAACAUUAACAAGAUUUCAAUUACGAAAAAAACUCUAUCAACGAGAAAAUGCCAUUGAUGAAGGCGAUUGGUAUAAAAAUUUCGAACCGAUCGUCAAGUAA